Molecule: messenger RNA, 2517 nt
Organism: Scleropages formosus (Asian bonytongue)
Lineage: Eukaryota; Metazoa; Chordata; Actinopteri; Osteoglossiformes; Osteoglossidae
Product: kelch-like protein 24
Exons: 3
Coding region: 33-1739 (568 amino acids)
Molecular function (GO): protein binding
Source: RefSeq, a predicted model, not a curated record
AGAGUCAGUAGAGGCAGCUAUGUGCUGUGACUAUGGCCUCCAGCAAGCAAGAGGAGGGACUCAAAAGCCUCAACGCCGCUACUCCACUUGAGCCGCUCAGGGAGCACUUUGACUCCCCCCAAACGCCCGUCUGCACAGCAACUAGGGAGCCCCAGGGAGAAGCGGUGCCUGACACCGUUCUUCAAGUGGAAACGGAGAGUUUUCUCGUGAACCGGCGACGGCUGGCGAGCCUGAGCCCUUAUUUCCGAGCCCUUUUCUACGGGGGCGGACAGGAGAGCACCAGGAGUCACAUCCAGAUCAAAGGCGUGGGACUCGAGCAGUUCCGUACCCUGAUGGCGUUCGCACGAACCUCCAGGCUGCCCCUGGACAAGGAGAAUGUUCUGGGGAUCCUGGAGGCCGCGGACUUCCUCCAGAUGGAGCAAGCCAGGCUGCUGUGCUGCAAAUUCCUCGAGCGGCAGCUGCAUCUGAGCAACUGUUUGGGUAUGAUGGCGUACGCUUGGCGGCUGGGCUGUCUGGAGCUGUACGCAGCCGCAAGAGAGGUGGCCCUCACCCAUCUACCUGCCUUGGCCUGCGAGGAGGACUUCCUGUACCUGUCCAAAGAGAGCGUGGCCGACCUCCUUGCUAGCGAGGACCUGUUCUUGCCGCGAGAGGACUUAGCUUUUGAGGUCGCUCUGCGCUGGGCGACCUUCGACCCCAGCCGCGAAGACGACUUCCUCGAGCUGGCCGCCUUUGUGCGACCCGAGUGUCUUUCCCUCCAGUACAUCAGUGAGAUGCUGGUCCACGUGAAAGGCUCUGACCCUCGGGCCAAACUCCUCUGCAAACUGGAUUCGCAGCCGCCCGCCAGCUGGACGACGCCGAGGCUCAGUCCUCGAACCCGCGUGAAGGAAACACUGUAUGUGCUCGGUGGGCCCCACGACCGCGACGAUCAGACCCUGUGCCAGUUCCACCCACGAUGUGGAAUGUGGAAGUCUUGCGUACCUUUUACGAGGAAGAAUCUCAUGCAGUACGCGGUAGCUGCUGUAGGUGACAGCGUGGUGGUGACUGGCGGUUACUUUCGCGACGAGGUCGUGUGGUACAGCGUGGACUGGGUGCGGAUCUUUCGGUGCGCGAACGGCUGCUGGGUCGACGGCCCCUCGCUGCUCAAGUCCCGGCACAGCCACUGUACGGCGGGCCUGGGGUGCCGAGUCUUUGUCCUGGGAGGCAGCAUGGACGAAGGCCUUGUGCCUGACGUGGAGAGGCUGACACUGGGAGCCCAGAGCUGGGAGAGCGUGAGUCCUAUGGUACGGGCGGUAGAGCGGGCGGCCGCUGUCGCUCUGGCUCCCUGUAUCUACGUGGCAUGUGGCUUAGAUGAAAAUGGUGACGUUUACGGCGGCAUCCAGAGGUACCAGGUAGAGACAGACCAAUGGGAUGUGGUCUCCUACUCCCCAUUUCCACGGUACGACCUUCUCGCCACGGUGCUCAACGGCGCUUGCUACUUCUUCGGCGGUCAGGCGCUGCGACUGGAUGUGGAGACGGACGAGUGGACCGUUCUGGAAGAGGAGUGUCUCCAGAGGAAGUUUUUCACAGGCUGCACCACUGCUGGCGGUCAGGUGUACCUGCUGGGGGAGCGCAAGGGGAACAAGGUGCUCCCCAACAUGGUCCUGCUGGACCCUUACACGGACACCUGCGUGCAAAUCGAUGAGGAAAUCCCCUGUCCCGUCCCAGUCCGUGGCUGCGUCACCAUUCGGUCCAGCAGCUAGUUGUGGAUGGGACCCAUCGUGUAGCACGUCUCGUAUGGGUUUCCUCCGCUCACUUCCCCAGCUCUGACACAAGUGCAAUAUUGGAAUGUAAUAACGAUUCAAUUUCAGAUUUCCUUACAAAUGCCUGUAUGCAUGAGGUCAUGAUGCUUGUAAGCAUCCACAACUGAACGAAUGUAUGCAUUUUGUAGGCUGUAAACAGAACGUGAAGUGCAUACGCGCAACGUACUUCGCAUUCAGUACCUUUUUUAAUAUGUUAAAGCAGUGCUAUAUCAGAUUGUUCACAGUACUUGAACUGGAUUUAAUAAAGAGUCUUACACGAGGUAUGAAACUGUGGCAGGAAAGCCAUCAAGAAUACGUCAACGAAGAGGAAAGUCAUGAAGAGUCUUUGAGGCUGGCGGUUGUGUGUGCCAUAUACAGAAUGAUAAUGACAUUUACAUUCUCCUCUUUUCCAUAUGUGUAUCUGAGGAACGCAGGACAACAGAAACACAGGAGCAGUGUCUUUUCCCCCACAUUUCCCACUUCGCCUUUGAUUUUCCAGUAUUGCUUUCAAUACAAUUCAGAAAUAUCACAUUUAAUUACAUCCAUUGUAAGACAUUUCUGUAGCUAACAUACUGUACGUAAAAACACCAACCAAGAACAGUUUUAAAAAUGGAAAAUAUUAACUGUAAUUCUUUACGAUUAUUUUAUAUUUAUUUUUUAAACAAAUUACGGUUAAAAGUGCUGCAGGCCAGAUCAACGUGAUUUUGAGACAAAAUGCCACGCAUCGCAAAGACAGGGU